Lycium barbarum (goji berry) is the source of this 1986-nucleotide messenger RNA. RefSeq lists its product as uncharacterized. The transcript is spliced from 2 exons. The record is from RefSeq and is a predicted model, not a curated record. The coding region runs from base 251 to 712 and encodes 153 amino acids. NCBI's taxonomy places the organism in Eukaryota, Viridiplantae, Streptophyta, Magnoliopsida, Solanales, Solanaceae.
UCCUUAUUGUGGAGGACCACACUCAUGGCAAAAUUGUUUGAAUUCUCCCGGGAGAGGAUUGUGCGCACAAUCUCAAUCCUAUGAGUGGAGUAUUUGUGAUAGGUGUGGUGGUCAAAAUGGUCAUUGGGAUAAUUAUGCUUAUUUGUCAUUCCCUUCCCUGAACCCCCACUAUGACGAUUCUACUUUUGAUUUUGAUGAUAAUAGGGAUAAGGAAGUGGAAGAAGUCUCAAAUGCUGAAAAUGAGAGGAUAAUGCUCAUGUUGAAGACCAUUCUUGAAAAAGAGAAAAAGUUGAACUUAGCACUCGAGGACUUGAGGCAAGCAAUUAAUUGUAAUGACAAAGCUAUUGACACCUUGGAGGAUAAAAUAAAAUUAUUGGUUGAGGCUCAUAACGCUCACCAACUUAAGGGUGUUGAAAGUAGACAAGAUAGUGUCCAAAACAUGAAUUUCUUCAUGGGUGAAUUUUUACAAGCUUUGAAUGGCUCUCACCACGAUGAAGAACUUGAAAAAGUGGAAAUUGUGAGCCAAGAUUGGCAUAUGAAUCAAGCUCAACAACUUGGAGUCUAUGGGGAUCACCGUGAAGGCAUUUCACAGAUGAUGGAAGAAUCUCUAAAAAUGCAUGUUGAGCAAAGUCAAGAAGUGGAGCUAAUUGAAAUUGCUAUUCAGAAAUUGGAGGCUGGAUUGAAUGCAAAGAUUGAGGCAUGUGAUGCUUAAUAUCAAAGAGCCAUGGAAUGUAAUUUUGAGAUGGCUUCAACUGAAGAAGAGGUCAAGAUUGAUUUUCAAGAGCUAAUGGUGAAUUGUCAACUGACCAAUCCAAAAAUAAUGCAAGAUGCCGAGAUUAAAGAAAUGAUACUAGAGUUGCAUAAAAAAGUUCAUGAAAUGGUUUUGGAAGACUCUAGUUCAUUUUUGGGUGAGGAUGUCAAAGUUGAGGCAAAUUUGGAAGUUGGGCGUAUUGGACCACAUUCUAACCAAUUUUCAACAUUGUGCUUGGUUGAUGACAUGAAAGUUGAAUUAACCGAGCCUAUGGAGGAUUUUGGAGAUGAAGAACCAAGCGUUUUCAUUUUGAAGUUUAUCAUGCCAAAACGACAAACCGACAUACCUCACUUGAAGGCCUAAAAGUGCAAGAUACGACACCCGAAAGUUGGCCUCUUUGCUUUUCUACCACCGCCACUUGAGCGUCAUCGUAAUUUUGAUUUAAAGUUGGGGCGAAAAUUAUUCAGAGCACAUGCUCUUAUUUCCUAGACUCAAAGCUAGAACAUUAAAAGAAAGAGAACUGGGCAGGAAAAUUUGAUGUGCGAUGCACACACACAGGCAUCAUGGCCCUGAACUAAAUGAAAAUAAAGGCCAACAGAACAGUCCAUACACGUGAACAGCCAACACCAGGUAAGUUCUUUUCACUAAUUUUAAAAGAAACCCAACGGCUGAAUUCCCUACUGUCUCUCGUCCAAAACAAAAGAACAUCCAUGUCCCCGAUGGUUACCCUCUCACGACGCUCACUCCACACCAAUGAUCAGCCACCUCUUCACUCGUCAGCAUCAGGUUUAUAUGAUUUAGAAGUGAUCGAAAAAGAAGCCAAGUGAAAACAAGUCAAAAAGAGGUCAAAUUAAAGAAAACGAAAAAAGUAGCUAAAUCUGCAAAAACUGGCCAGAUCUGCAAUUCCGAAAAUCGGUGGCUAUUUUGUUCUAAUUUUGAUUGGGAAAAUUGUGGUACUAUAAAAGGAAGAUAAGAGGGAAAAUAUUGUCAUCUUUGGCACAAAAACACAAGUCUUGGAGGCUAGGGUUUUGCUCCACACUUUGGGGUUGAAGAUUAGAAGAAUUGAAUUGAGAACCUUCUUAAACUUUCCUCCAUUUCUUUAAUUGCUUACUUUGUAAUGAAUAUCUAAGUGUGUAGUAUUUAUUUUCUCCACUUGAAUCUUUUUUAUGAAAAUAUUCUACGAUUAAAGUGUUGGAUGAAACUCUUGCUUUGCUUAAGUAAUGAAUGAUUUUUAU